CAGAGGAUGAUGUGUCGAAGACUGCAUUUCGGUGUCCAGGGGCACUAGGAACAUAUGAAUGGGUGGUGAUGCCGUUCGGUCUUAAAAAUGCCGGUGCAACUUAUCAGAGGGGCAAUUUCUGGGAUUCAUUGUUCAUAAGAAGGGCAUUGAAAUCGACCAGAACAAGGCGAAAGCAAUCUUCGAUACUCAACCACCGUCGAAUAAAAAACAGUUACAAUCUUUGUUGGGCAAAGUCAAUUUCUUGAGAAGGUUUAUCAUGGAUAUAAGCGGGAAAACCAAGGUAUUCUCCACAUUGCUUCGACUCAAGAAAGAACAAGAGUUUCAAUGGAUGGAAGAACAUCAGAAGGCGUUUGAGGAAAUAAAAGCCAGCUUAACAACGGCACCAGUCAUGGCUCCUCUCAUUCGUGGGAAACCAAUGAAACUCUACAUUUCGGCAUCAGAGGAAACUAUUGGCAGUGUGUUGGCUCAAGAUGAUGAAGAUGGAAUCGAAAGGGCUAUAUAUUAUUUGAGCCGAAUCCUUAAUGAUGCCGAAACUAGAUAUAGUUUAGUAGAAAAAUUGUGUUUAUGUUUGUAUUUUUCAUGUACUAAACUUAAGUACUAUAUUAAACCUAUUGAUGUAACUGUUAUUUCCCAUUAUGAUAUAAUAAAGCAUAUGCUGUUCAAGCCCAUUCUUCAUAGUCGAAUUGGAAAGUGGGCGUUGGCCCUUACUGAGUUUUCUUUAAGUUAUCAACAUUUAAGGGCUAUGAAAGGCCAAGUAAUAGCUGAUUUUUUGGUUGAUCAUAGUGGGUCGAAAGAACAGGAGACGGUGGUGACGUUGAAACCUUGGGAAAUGUAUUUCGAUGGUUCGAGGCAUAAGAAGGGGACCGGGAUAGGUAUCUUGAUAAUUUCACCCCAAGGAAUCCCGACAAAAAUUAAGUUGGGCAUCGAAGGUGAGUGUUCGAAUAAUGAGGCGGAGUAUGAAGCUUUAUUGAUAGGGCUCGAAACGGCUCUAAACUUGGGGGCUAGAGAGCUCUUAAUUCGUGGAGAUUCAGAGUUGGUUAUUAAGCAACUAACUGGUGAAUACCAAUGUGUUAGUGAGAAUUUAAUGAAAUAUCAUUCGAAAGCAGUUAAAAUGUUAAGAAGUUUUGAUGAAGUCGAAUUAUGUCAUAUCCCUAGGAUCGAGAAUGCUGAAGCGAAUGUUUUGGCACAAAUUGCGUUAGGGUACCGGCUACCUCGGAAAAAGUUUAAAGAGCUAGUAAAGGUCAAAAGAAAGUUUAUUCCUAGUUUUAAGGAAAGGAAAGUGGAGUUCGAGCAGGAGGUAUUGGUCAUUAGUAAUUUGGAUGAUAGUGAUUGGAGGAAACCUGUUGUGAAAUACUUGCAAAACCCACAUGCACCAACAGAUCGAAGAACAAAGUAUCGAGCUCUAAGUUACUUGAUUUUGGAUGACGAAUUGUUUAAAAAAUGGGUGAAUGAAGUUUUACUAAAGUGCCUAAGUGAAGAAGAAGCGUUUCGAGCAGUCAAGGCCGUUCAUGAUGGUAUGUGUGGGGCGCAUCAGGCUGGCCAUAAGAUGAAGUGGACAUUGUUUCGACAAGGAGUAUAUUGGCCAAAUAUGUUAAAAGAUUGCAUUGAAUAUGCCAAAUCUUGCGCCGAAUGUCAGAAGCAUGCUGGCAUCCAACAUGUACCGGCAAGUGAGUUACAUUCGAUCGUGAAACCCUGGCCAUUUAGGGGGUGGGCGUUGGAUUUGAUAGGUCAAAUACAUCCUUCUUCGUCUAAACAACAUGACUAUAUAAUAGUGGCUAUCGAUUAUUUCACUAAAUGGGUCGAGGCCAUUCCGCUGAGAGGUGUCGACCAAGAUACGGUUAUUAGUUUUAUUCAAGAACACAUAGUAUUUAGAUAUGGGAUCCCUGAGACGUUAACUACUGACCAAGGGUCAGUAUUUACUGGAAGGAAAAUGGCUCAGUUUGCUGAGGAUUUUGGAAUAAAACUGUUAACUUCAACGCCAUAUUAUGCUCAGGCGAAUGGACAAGUCGAAGCAGCUAAUAAAGUUUUAAUUAACUUGGUUAAGAAACACAUUAGUCAAAAGCCGAGAAGGUGGCAUGAAACUUUGAGUCAAGUUUUAUGGGCUUAUCGAAAUUCGCCCAAAGAGGCCACUGGAGUAACUCCUUUUCGACUUACGUACGGGCAUGAGUCAGUUUUACCGAUCGAAAUAUGCUUACAGUCCGUUAGAAUUCAAAGGCAAUUCGAGAUUCCGUGUGAUGAUUAUUGGAAUAUGAUGUAUGACGAGUUAAUUGAAUUGGACGAGGAAAGAUUAAAUGCUUUAGAGGUUAUGAUUCGACAAAAAGAACGAAUUACUAAAAGUUAUAAUAAAAAAGUCAAGUCUAAGGCAUUUAGCGUUGGAGACUUAGUUUGGAAAGUGAUCCUUCCAAUGGACAAAAAAGAUCGAGCAUACGGAAAAUGGGCCCCUAAAUGGGAAGGGCCAUUUAAAGUGAUCAAGUGUUAUUCAAACAACGCGUAUUCGAUUGAGGAAAUUGGAACGAUUGCUCGAAUAUUGACAAUAAAUGGAAAAUACUUAAAAAGGUUUAAGCCAGCGAUUCAUGAGAUAAAAAUCGAUAUAGAAAUGUAGUGCAUAAGCUGAAAAUAAAUAUGGCGAAAACGCCAUUAGAGAGUACCUAGGGAAAUAAAGUGGCACAGGCGCCAUGUAAAAAAAAAAAAAAAAAAAAAAUGAUCAACAGAAAUAAGAAGACUAAAAUGGUGGAGUGGCUUUCAUGGGAGCAUAUCGACCCUUGAGUUUCUUAAGUCGCUUGUCAACCUUCGCCUUCUUGUUUUGAAGCUCAGAAAUUUCGCCUUCAAGCCGAUUCUUGUCUUUCACGUGAGAAAUGGCCUUGGCAGCAACUUCGGUUUUUUGUUUCUUGAACUUGGCCAGAUUGGCUUUGAGGGAUUUUUCCUGUUGUUGAAGUUCGGCAAUCUGUUUCAAAAUUUCAUUCAGUUGCAUUGAGUCAGCUUCUUCGAGUAAUUUGAUGGAAUCCACUUCGGUUUUAGCUUGGUCGAAUGAUUCAGCUGCUUGUGUGCACUCAGUGAAUUUGGAGGCUAAGUCUUGACCGACAAGUUUGGCUUGGUCAAGGGUCGAAAGUGAUUCGUCAAGAAACUCUUGAACUUCUUGAAUGCCCUUUUCUUGUUGAUCAGUAAGGUCCUCAUUGCCAAGGUCAGCGAUAAGUUGCUUAAUUUCUCGGCCUAAGUUAGGAUUCGAGUUGAGGGCAGAGAAUAAAUCUUGCUCGAACGUAAGAGAUCGCAGCUUGUUGAUCAUGGUGGUGGCAGUGUUCAGAGUGCUUGUGCCUUCGUUUUGCAUAGAUGAUUCUUGGCUUCGACUGGUGCUAAGAGAGACUUGACCGCUGAUGAGUUGCUCAAGGGCUAAUACUGGGUCAUCCAUGGCAAGAGCGUCAAAGUCUUCGAUAGGAAUGGACUGAGGAGACUUCCUGCCAGCAACAGGGCUCGAAACCUUAAGGGCUUUUUCUUGGCUCUUCGAAACUUUGGCAAUGGGUGAAGGGAUAGGCUGACGGUCUUCGUCAGUAUCUGACUUUUCGGCCGAAGCACCAAGGUCCUGCGUAAAGGACUCAUUGUCAGAUGAAACAUAACUAACUAUUCGACCAGAAGGAUAUUGAAUUCGUAAUGGUUGAAAGUUUAAAAAGUCAUCAAGACUUUGGCAGUCAGAAGAACUGGAAUCAGAAGAGUUCGAAGACAAAUGGAUUACUUGAGGAGGGGGCUUUGGUUUCGAGGAAUUGUCCUGAAGAAGAAUGCAAAAGGUAAGUACAAGGAUUAAGGGAUAACGAAGAAAGGAGUGUUGAACGAAAAAUACUUACUUGUUCUUGCUGAGUUUUGGUCGGAGAAGAAGCUCCCGAACUUUCGCUUUGAGAGGAGCCAGAAUCUUCUUGGUCAGUUUCUGCUUGUUGCUCCUCUUGAUUCGGCUCAGCCCCGGCACGUUUCUUUGCAGAAGAGAUCGGUGGAUUCUCUUCGUUAAUGUCCGAGGCUUUAGAGUUAGCAUUGUCUUGUGCAGCUUCAUCUGGAUCGACAGUCUUGGAAGAAAUGUUCUCGUCUUCAGGAAUUGGGUCUACCUACAAAAUAUAAGGGAAGAAGAUGAGUAAAAAAAAAAAAUAUAUAGGAAAAUGAAAUGAGAAGGAUAGAAGAUAAGAUUACCAAAUUUCUUUCUGAGUCGUCCUUUUCGGAUGAAAUUCUUAUUUUCUUUCGAGCAUCCGAAGUCGAGCUUUGAGAACUUCUCUUUCGAGCCUGGAAAAUAUAUAAGAUAUGGAUUUAGAGUCGAAUAAAGGGUAAAACAACGCAUUAACGAAUAUACCUUAGGGACGUUCUUUUGUUGAACUGGAAUGCCUGUUGAAUUGUCGGAACCUUCGUCUUCCUUGCAUGGAACCUUGGGUAUUGGUUCGGCUGAAGGAAAAGGGGUAUAAGUACGAGAGUAAAGGAAAAAGAACAAAAGUAAGACGAGUCUAUCUAACCUUGGUGAAUUUGUGUAAGGACUUGGACGUGACAUGAGUUAACAUGAAUGUGUCCGGGGUAGGUGUGCAAGAAAUAUUUAGUCGAAGUAACCCUUUUCGGAAGUGGUAAAAGACUUUGUAUAAAACAUUUGUAUGUAAAAUGGUCGAGCCACUUUGGGUAAAUAACAGGUAAAGCCAAAGCCAUGUCACUGGUAGGAAAAGCUGGAAAUUUUGGACAAUAAUGUCGAAGAGUAUAAACAUAUUUAUCCACAAAAGGGGGAAAAAGUUUAAUUUUUAAAACUUUGGCUUUGACCUCUUCUUUUAAAACUUCCGCCGCUUCCGAAAGGGUUAAAUUCAAUCGACCUGGAAGAUAAAUAGUUUUGAAGAAUCUCUGAAAUGACUGGAUUUCUUUGAUGAGCAUACCUCGAGUUUUCUUUGUAGCCUUUUUCUGCACAGAUUGAAGAGCUUCAGUCAUCUUUCCAAUACAAACUCCUAAGGUGGUCUGAAUAGACUUGUAGUAGGUCGACCACCAAACUUCAAAUUCUUUAGUGCAAUAAAAGGAUGGUUCGAAAGACAGAGGUUCAAGACGAAGAGCAGACGUCUUCUUGUCAUAAUAGUUGAGGGCUUCAUAAAAAGAGUCGACAUCUUUGUCGCAAAACCCUUCAUUGCAAAUGGCAUCCUUUUUUGAGAAAAGAGGGAUAGGAACGAUUUGACAUAGGCCGAAUUGUCUAGCCACAAGUUGAGGCUGGUAACCCAACACGUUCACCUCAGAUUUUUUGAAACCAAGGGGAAGAACUUGAGGUCGGAAAAAUUCCCUCCAGAUGCUAAUACUUUCAAGCUGUUCGCCCGGAGAUUCGCAUGGGAAAGGUCGGACAAGCCAUUUGGGACCAGUAGUUGGAGCAGCAAAUGGAGCAAGGUCGGGAGUAAAAGAGGUCAUUUCCAUAAAAGCAGUAAAAAACUCACGGAAAGUGGUUUCUGGAUCGACUUUAUCUUUGGAAGGAGUCAAGCAAUUAAGUCGAAAAGCAGCAAUAGAAGUCGAGACAUUUUGUGGACUUGGAGUUGAGAGUUUGGUCUCAAAUAUGGCAUUUAGCCAAAGUUGAAGAAACCAUAGAGGUCCAGCAAAAAGGAUGUUUUUCUCGGCUCCAGAGGGCUUCUGAAGAGAAGUGAUGGCUUGACUCAAAGAAAGGUAAAGUUCGCCUAAUAAAACUUUACCUAAACAGACGUCGGUACCUUCGUGCAAAAGCUGAGCAAGAAGCACAAAUUUCUGAGGAACUUGAAGAGACUUGGAACAAAGGAAGAAAGCAGAGAGCCAGAACAACAAGAAAGCUACAUGUUCCGAGUCGGAAACAUUUGCAGAGGUCUUGUCGUGGUUUCUCAGAAUGAAGCUUUUGUAAGUUAGAUGGUUAUAGUCUAAUUUGAUUUCUUUCUUAACAGGCCGGUCGAAUGUAAAAGAAGAACCUGUAGGUCGAAGACCGGCAAUAGCAGCUACAUCUAAGAGAGUAGGGGUAAUCAUUCCCUGAGGAGUAUGAAAGGUAUUGGUCGAACGCUCCCAAAAGAAGAAAGAACUGGCUAACAUUGCUGGAUGGUAGACAAUUUUCGACCUGGAUAAUUGGAUUAUGUCAAAAAUCCCUAAAGUUUUCCAGAAAUCUCCUUUCACUUUCUCGACUUUGUUUAACCAUUCAAUGUAGGGAUUCGUCUUCACUGGAGGUGAAGAACGGAAAGCUCGAGGGGGGUCACCUAAAAAGGACAGAUUGUAGGAAUCCCUAAAGGCCAAGAUUUUCUCAUCCGGUAAAGGUGAAGGAAAGAAUGCAGAUGCAUUUCUUGGGAAAAUAGUUUGGUAAGGUCCUAGAUAUGCAUGCAACUUAUCACCAAUGGAGAAGGGAAUAAGUACCUGGGAAUUCCAGAUCUUAAUCUUUUCUUCUUCAUUGGGAGGUUCUGGAACAAAGGUCCUCCCUUCAACUUCAAUAGGUUUUAAAAGAGAAACCGCAGACGGAACCUGAGAAGAGGAUGUGGAAGUCAUGGUGGUGGCCGGCGAACUGGAAGAUGAUGAUGAUGCAAUGAUGGUGAUGGUGAAAGCCCGUGUAAACCGAAAUGGUUCCGGUAGAGCUUUGGAAUAUCAAAGAGUUGCAGGGUUUGGAAAUGGGUUUUUUUUUCAGAGAGAAAAGCUAGAGGUUGAAGAAGAAGUGAAGUGGAAAAGUUUUUUCCAUCUAUUUAUAAGUCUGGAGCUACAACAAGAUGGACGGUUGAGAUUGAAGCGGAUGCCAAACUUUUGUUUAAUAGAAUUUAUUUGUGAUCCGUUUGAAUUCUGAAUGGGGUAUGGCAGUUUUCCUUGGAGAACGUGUCUGACAUGAUUAGACAUUUAUGAUAGUGGAGUGUGGAAGUUACUAAAGGUUAAAAGAGACUUUUACUUGUCAGAAAUGAAAAAGGGGAAAACUGACAUAUAGUAUGUGGUCGAAAUUAGGUAAGUCGAAAAUAUCAUUUUUCUGAUCGAACAAAUGAUAUUUUGGGGGGCAUCUGUUAAUUGCAUAUAAUUUCGACCUAUUGUUGGACAUUUCGAUUGGAAUUUAUACUGGGUUCAACCUUCGAAGUCGAAAGUGAAGGGAAUCAAGGAAAUUUAUCAAGUGUUCAAUGACUUCGACUGUAAAGUACUGUUUUUCGAGAUACGGAGAGUUCCAUAUGAGAAGCCGGUUUGUCUUUGAAAGAUGAUUCACGAGGGACACGUAUAGAAUAGAAAGACACGUGUAGGACGAAGCUAUGUUCAGAAGACACUUGUAAUAGUUGUAUUAAUUGACCGUUAGAAGUCAGUUACAUUUUAAGUCUAUAAAUAGCAGGUUUGUAGAAAGAAUAGAGGUUCACAAUCUUUACUCGAAAACUCUCAAGUGCUUACAAUCGAUCACAAUGAUUACAAGCCAAGUUAGAGUGAAAAAGUAGGGAUUCGUGUAACACUUUGCAUCUUAUAGUUCAUUAUUACUAUUCAGAUUCAGAAAGUUCAUUUAUGUUUUUAUCAUUUAAGUCGAAUUUAUUCGUUUUGUUUCUAAUUUGUUAUUAAAUUUCUUUAGUUUUGAGUGACUAAAUUUAAUUCAUUUUCACCAAAGAACCCAAGAGGACUCGAAUCCAGUCCCAGAUUGAUCUUUGGAUUCUUUAUUUGUGUUUACCAAAAUUUGGUGUAAACACCAACCCUGCAAAAUCCAAAGCUGAGGGUGUCGAGAAGCCUCCCAAGGCCGCAUCCUCGGCUAAAAAGACCUCGACAUCUGAGGGAAGGAGGAAGGUUAGGAGCAAAUCUAGUCACAAAUCUCCCCACCGUUCCAAGAGCUCUACCAACUCAAGCCCUUCUAAGGAGUCCACUUUCCAGGAAACUCAAGGGGCAACCUCUCCCAUUCGUGAAGCAGAGGUUCUUCCAGGCAAGGACGACAACCCCAUGCCUCCUCCAAAGUCGACUGCCCCUGUGCAACCUUCGCCUCAAGCCAAGGGUGGCUCUUCAUCUCAUGUAUCUAGUGAAAAGCUUGAUACUUUAUUUGAGGAGGACCCGCUGGCAGCUUUGGAUGGUUUUCUCGAUGGCACCUUGGAAUGAGAUUCUCCACCCCAUCAAGCUGAUGCCACUGCUGAGACUGCUCAAUCUAGUGGGGUGGCCAACCUUCAACAAAUCGAGGAGAGCAUGGGUCGGCUGAAGGCUACCGUUUUCGACAGCGGAUUUCUCGACCGGAUUCAAGUUGACCCUCAAGCGAGUCAUGCUGCUAAGGAAUUGCUUGUCUUCCUGCUUGGCCAAAAGCUUGAUUCUCAUCAGGCUGCUGCUAUGGCCAACCUUCAAUCUUUCUUGGUGGAUGCUUUAGCCACUUUUCAUCAAGUCAAGGACGUUGGCCAAGCUGUUAGCCUUAAGGAAGCAAAAGUCUCUUCUGGUAAAGCUCAGGUUGCAGCGAUGAAAGAAGAUUUCAAGAAAUUUACUGCUAUGAAGGUUUUAAUUACAGAUGAAAUUUCUGAUGUCGACACUAAACUUGAGGAGCUGCAUCAAGAGAUUACCAAGUUGGAGAAGAAGCGAGCUGAUUUGGUCGAGGAAGGCCCUGCUGUGAAGGCUCAGUUGGAUGCGCUUACUAAGGAAUCCAAAGCUCUGAUCAUCUCGACAAAAGAUGUUAUCAAGGAGUUGGAGGUUGACCAGGCUGUGAAGAAAGAUCUCGAUGCUAAGAUUGCUACCUUUGCUGAUCGCCUGAAUUCUUUUAAAUUUCUGCUUUAAGACUUUCUCUUAUCAGCGUGUAAUGAUGGCACUAUUCUAACCAUGGCCUUCGACGCCAAUUUGCAUGUAAUUGUCGACAAUGUUUCUGGCAUGUAGGCCAUAUAAUUUGACAUUUAAUUUGCCAAGUCUUUUCAGUUUCCA
Molecule: messenger RNA, 8832 nt
Organism: Lotus japonicus
Lineage: Eukaryota; Viridiplantae; Streptophyta; Magnoliopsida; Fabales; Fabaceae
Exons: 3
Coding region: 257-2602 (781 amino acids)
Biological process (GO): DNA integration
Molecular function (GO): RNA-DNA hybrid ribonuclease activity; nucleic acid binding
Source: RefSeq, a predicted model, not a curated record